Molecule: messenger RNA, 1055 nt
Organism: Bufo gargarizans (Asiatic toad)
Lineage: Eukaryota; Metazoa; Chordata; Amphibia; Anura; Bufonidae
Product: sialic acid-binding Ig-like lectin 8
Exons: 5
Coding region: 18-608 (196 amino acids)
Source: RefSeq, a predicted model, not a curated record
CAUCUAUAAAAAUUAUCAUGAAAGGUGCUGAUACUGAUGAUAUCACCGCUGUGAAUGUGACGGACGGGGAUUCUAUAACUAUGAAGUGCAUUGUAGACAGUAACCCGAAGGCUUCCAUUACUUGGUAUAAAGAAGACAUGGAGGUCCAGCGGACUAUAAGUGACCGGACUGUCACCCUUACACUCAGCAACAUUACCCCGAGUGAUGCUGGGAGAUAUCGGUGUUCUGCAAAUAAUAAACAUGGGGCCGCACACAGGACGGCAGAAAUCAUAUAUCAGAGCACACAAAUACAGUUUAGUCCUGUGGUGGCGGCUGCACUUGGAGGAGUUCUUUUUCUUGUGCUGUUAAUAGUGAUGGGAGCAUUUCUAAUAAGGAAGAUGAGAAAAAAAAGACAAAGAAUUAAUAAGGACCUGAAAAAUAAUGUUGUUCCUCCAGAAGAAGCUACACAAGAAAACCUUCAAUCCUCUCAAGGAGAUAACCUAGUAUAUAUGAAUCAUGGUGAUGUGCAGUAUGCAAGCGUUGAGUUCUCCAAAGUGAAACCAAAGGAGGUCAUCACUGAAAACAUGGAGACUGAAUACUGUCAAAUUAGGAAAACUCAUCAUAAUUGAAUUAAAGGGUCUUACUGUAUUGAAAGAAGAGCUGUGCCCACAGACAUGCAUUAUGUACUUUUAUUACCCAGGGCAAAAAUGUAGUUUGAUGCCCCAACCCCAUAUCUCACAACUAGGCAAAGGACUGUAUUGAUUUUCUGCUUCAUUCUCAUCUUUGUUUCUUUAUCUUAUCUUCGAUAGCUAUUUGAUAAUCAGUUUUCUUCUCAUUAAACUAUCCCCUCAACAAUCCAGACUCGAAGCAAUGGCCAGUCUCCUCUAUCUGUCCAUAUUAAUGUCCCACCCUGUGCCAGUCACUGCACCAAUGCCUUCACCUUGUAUGAAUGGAAAGUAGAACUUGUCCCGCAAAUAACAUGUUCUUAUCCGGCUUUGUGAAUCUAAAAAUUAAUGGCUUUGGAAUAAUUAUGGCUUUAGAAAGGCUGAGAAUAAAAAACAAAAAUGAAAAUGGUC